GUCGUCGGCCGAGUAUAGUCUGUGCGCUCGUCUGUGCUGUCAGUUUAAUAAUUCAAGGUUGAACAAGUUUUUAACGAGAGAACAAAAUGAGGACUCUGGCAGUUUUGUGUCUCCUGGCGCUGGUAUACGGAGCCCUCGCCAAGAAUAAGAAGGGAGAUGAUCAUAAGGUGAAGAUAGCGGUUUACUACGAGUCGCUCUGCCCCGACAGCAAGCGGUUCAUCACCACACAGCUGGCACCAGUAUGGAGGGACUUCCGUGGAGUCGUCAAGGUCAAGAUGGUGCCAUACGGCAAGAGCACGCACGAUAAGGUGAACGGUAAAUGGCAGUUCUUGUGCCACCAUGGACCUGAUGAGUGCUACGGCAACAAGAUCCAGGCUUGUAUCCUGAAGGACCGUAGCCUCCAGGACACGGAGAAGAUGGAGCUGGUCAUCUGCCUCAUGAACCAGUCCAACCCUGACAAAUCUUUGGACACGUGCCUAACCCAAAUCAACAAGGAAUCUGAAUCAGUCAAGUUGAAGCGAUGCGCGUCGUCUGAACAAGGAGACAAUCUGCUUGCAGCUUACGGUGACAAGAGUGAUGCUGUACAGCGCCCUCUAAGUUUUGUUCCCACCAUUAUUGUCAAUGAGAGAUUCGACCAAGCUGUACAAGAUGAAGCCUUUACCGACUUAAAGUCGGUCGUGUGUCGCGUCGCAACUAACAAACCAUCCAUUUGUUAAACAAAAACAAUUUCUACUCAUAAAUAAGUAAUUAAAAACACUAAAACAAAUCAUAUCUCAAGUCAACCUUUAAAUUAAAAUCCGCCAUUUGUCGACCAUAAUGUCAGUAUAAAAAGGGCGGCAAUUUUGACGUACAAAGUAUUUUUUAAUUUUUAAUUAUAUUUGACUGACUUUCUCGUCCUCUUCCCUUAAUUAUGGGAUUGGCAAAGUUUUUUACGUAGAAUUUUACAAAACAAACGACUAAUUACAUGGUUCUUUUAAAUAUAAAUCAUUGAUUUGACCACAUUCGCUCCGUACUCACUUUAAAUAAGAUAUUCGUUACAGUUUCAUGGUUAUUUAUGGACAAAAGAGUGCAUAAUUUGUAUUAGUUAAUGACUAACACAGGAUAAGUACAAGCGCACACGAAUUUAAAAACGUUUGCUCGCAAUUACGGAAUGAAUAUUAGGG
Spodoptera exigua (beet armyworm) is the source of this 1163-nucleotide messenger RNA. The record is from the annotation of a GenBank genome assembly. NCBI's taxonomy places the organism in Eukaryota, Metazoa, Arthropoda, Insecta, Lepidoptera, Noctuidae.